GCGGCGCGGCCCAGCCGGCGGGGACGUGGGUCUGUCGUGUCCGAGGCUGACGGACCGCUGGACUUGAGGACCAGGCGCCCGUGCGGGCCCGGAGUCCCCCGCACGCGUGGCGGUGGCGGUGGCGGUGGCGGUGCCGUGCGCGCCGGUCGGCGUCUCCCUCGCCGGCCGCCGCAGACUCCGCCCGGGGCUCCCCUUGCUGUUAGAUCGUGGGGAAGCCUUUCGCCAGCGCUGAACCGAGUGACUUUCAUUCCGGGCCUUUGCUGCCUGAGAUUCCCCAAUUCUGAACCAUCUGUCCUGGGAAGUUGGAAGGAGCACGUGAGCUGAGACCUGUCCUAACCGGAGGCGCGUUUCAGCCGCGUCCACGCGAGCGUUCUUCUGAAAUAGCUGUCAGGGUCACUUCUUCCAGAGACUGUACAGGCCAUUUGGAUUUCAACUCUGUUCUGAGACAAUGUUUUGAUAUGUAUCAAGGGUGAUAUUCUUAGGGGAUACUAACUUGCUAUGUGUUUCAAACUAGACUGCUUCAUACUGGAGCAUGAUCAUAGUAAAAAAUGACGCCUUUGAAACAUUUCAAUAAACACCCUCCUCCUUAGAAGCAUCUGCCAAAUUUGUUGUGCUACACUUUCACUUCGACAGUUGUCGUUUAUGAAGCCUCAGCACGAUUUAAAGUGGCUUUCUAGAAGAUGACCAUAGAGGACCUUCCAGAUUUUCCAUUAGAAGGAAAUCCUUUGAUUGCAAGAUACCCAUUUUUACUUCCAGGUUCUGAUACACCAGUUAUCUUUUCCAUUUCUGCAGCACCAAUGCCUUCAGACUGUGAGUUUUCUUUCUUCGAUCCUAAUGAUGCAUCAUGCCAGGAAAUUCUCUUUGAUCCCAAAACUUCAGUCUCAGAAUUAUUUGCCAUUUUAAGACAAUGGGUUCCUCAGGUCCAGCAAAACAUUGACAUUAUUGGAAAUGAGAUUCUUAAGAGAGGUUGUAAUGUGAAUGAUAGAGAUGGACUGACAGAUAUGACUCUCUUACAUUACACCUGCAAAUCUGGAGCUCACGGUAUUGGUGAUGUGGAGACAGCUGUAAAAUUUGCAACUCAACUCAUUGAUCUGGGAGCAGAUGUUAGUUUGCGGAGUCGCUGGACAAACAUGAAUGCUUUGCAUUAUGCUGCUUAUUUUGAUGUUCCGGAACUUAUAAGAGUGAUCUUGAAGACAUCAAAACCCAAAGAUGUGGAUGCCACUUGCAGUGACUUUAAUUUUGGAACAGCUCUGCAUAUUGCAGCGUAUAACUUGUGUGCAGGUGCUAUAAAAUGCUUAUUGGAACAUGGAGCAAAUCCUGCAUUUAGGAAUGACAAAGGACAGAUCCCUGCUGAUGUUGUUCCAGACCCAGUAGAUAUACCUUUAGAAAUGGCCGAUGCUGCAGCAACAGCUAAAGAAAUCAAGCAAAUGCUAUUAGAUGCGGUGCCUCUGUCAUGUAAUAUCUCAAAAGCCAUUCUUCCAAAUUGUGAUCAUGUUACUGGCAAGGCAAUGCUUACGUCACUUGGCUUGAAGUUGGGGGAUCGUGUUGUUAUUGCAGGACAGAAGGUUGGGACCUUAAGAUUUUGUGGAACAACUCAAUUUGCAAGUGGGCAGUGGGCUGGCAUUGAGUUGGAUGAACCAGAAGGAAAAAAUAAUGGAAGUGUUGGAAAAGUCCAGUACUUCAAAUGUUCCCCCAAAUAUGGUAUUUUCGCACCUCUUUCAAAGAUAAGUAAAGCAAAAGAUCGAAGGAAGAAUAUAGUACACACUCCUUCUACAAAAGCUGUACCUCUCAUUAGGUCCCAGAAAGUUGAUGCAGUUCAUGUAACAUCAAAAGUAAAUACUGGAUUGAUGACGUCAAAAAAAGAUAAUGCUUCUGAAUCACCACUUUCAUUGGCUCCUGGUGAAGAAUUGAAAACUGUAACAGAGAAAGGUGUUACCCUGCGUGGAUCCAUCAGCAGCUCCUCCUCUGCAUCUUCUUUGGAACACAAGCAGAGCUACCCCAAGAAAUUGAAUGCAGGCAGCAAUAGCAAGAAGACAGUGAGCACAAGCUCUUCUCUUUCAUCUAGAGCCAGUGCUGCAGGUUUGCAUUCCUCAUCAACAUCUGUAGCAAAUAAUCCCCGUUGUGAAGGAGAACUCCACCUUGGAGAGAGAGUGUUGGUUGUAGGCCAGAGAAUUGGUACCAUUAAGUUCUUUGGGACAACAAACUUUGCUCCAGGAUAUUGGUAUGGUAUAGAGCUGGAAAAACCCCAUGGCAAGAAUGAUGGUUCAGUUGGAGGUGUGCAGUAUUUUAGUUGUUCUCCAAGAUAUGGAAUAUUUGCUCCCCCAUCUAGGGUGCAAAGAGUACCGGACUCUCUGGACACGCUUUCAGAAAUCUCUUCAAAUAAACAGAAUCGUUCUUAUCCUGGUUUUAGGAGAAGUUUUAGCACAACGUCUGCUUCUUCCCAAAAAGAGAUUAACAGAAGAAAUGCUUUUGCCAAAUCAAAACCUGCUUUGUGGCGCAGCUGGAGCAGUACGACCACUGCAGGGGGCACUGAAGGGAGAGUGAAGCUGCACGAGGGGUCUCAGGUCCUGCUCACGAGCUCUAACGAGAUGGGUAUUGUUAGAUAUGUCGGCCCCACUGAGUUUGCUUCAGGCAUCUGGCUCGGGCUUGAGCUCCGAAGUGCCAAGGGGAAAAACGAUGGAGCAGUGGGUGACAAACGCUAUUUCACCUGCAAGCCAAACCACGGAGUCUUAGUCAGACCAAGCAGAGUGACCUAUCGGGGGAUUAAUGGGUCAAAGCUUGUGGAUGAGAAUUGUUAACUUAAACUUCUAAAAUAUUAAACGAGCUCAAAUAUAUAUGGUUUACUUUAUUUAGCCAUUAUUUAAAUUUUGAAAAUAUAGUUAUCUUCGUAAAAACCAUUAUAACAAUUCAGAGAGAUUCCUUCAAAAAGCCACAAGUAUGAACUCUAGGGAUCCUGGGUCUUUUAAAACAAUUUAAAAAUAAGUACUCUUUAAAGCUUUUAAAGCUUUAGGCCCCAAGAAAAUUCUGGGACUCAGGAAAAAAUGUGCCAUUAGGUGACCAACAGAUGCAUUACCUUGCUUAUUCUGUUUCAUUUUUGCACAUAACACUGGAUUUUUCAUAGUGCCAUAAUUUGUGAAGGUUUUCACUAGCUUUGGUUAACAUAUAAUGUUCAUGACCUUUUGCUGUUCAGCAUUUUUGGAGUUUUUCUUUUUGUGCUUUAUCACUAAUAAGUACAAUAAGAGAAUAGUAGCUAGAUGACUAGUGUAUUUUUAAUAUAUUUUUGGUAAAAGUAUUUAAGCUUUCAGGAAUGCCUCAUAUAAAGAUAAGUUAGAACUUUGGAGUUGGAAGGGAUCUUAGAGGCUCUUGAGCUCUGCCUCUUGCCCAUUGCCAGAUACUGAAAUGGAAGUAUGUCUUACUGAGGGUCACUAUAACUAGUUGGUUAACAGAGCUAAAAAUAGUAUGUGGGUCUCUUGACUUGUGGCUCAGUGCUCUUUCCUCCAUACAAAGUGUGUCAUCUCAGAUUUUUCUACUGCUGCUUGACUGCCUCAUCUGGAUGAACUACAGAAAAAGCCUUGAUUAAAAUUUAUAAAUUCAAGUUAUAAUUAGAAUUUUUUGCACAUACUCAUUUAACUUCCUUGUUGGAUAUAUUUGUAACACACACACACACAUGAAGCACUUUUGAAACAUGAUGCACUUUCAUCUUUGUGGAGAAUUUGCCAUCCUUUCCUUCUGAGACAUGAAAAACAUUUAAAAAAUGUGUUUAACAGAAGAGAGCAAAUUGAGAUGUGUUAGGAAGGGUAUAUUAGUUAUUCAUUUAAAUAUUUAUUAUUUCUGGAUUUUUUUAUUAUUCACUGGUCUGGUGUUGUGUUUGCUAUAGUUGAUGUUUUUAUAUUUAUAAUCGUUGCAGAGUUCAGCCUGUUAUAAAGCUACAGAACUGUAUCAUAUUUUUAUUUUCCUUCUUGAGCACCUGUUAAAAACUAAGCUUCAUAUUAGGGUCAUGUAAUAAUGUAAAACAUUUGUAUAGUGGAUAUGUAUUGAAGUUUAUGUCCUAUAUGUGUAAAGAUUUAUCUUUUAUUGUAAAUAUUUAGACUUUAAACUACCACAGAAAUAUUGGAACUGUUUGCUUUAUAAGAUUAAAACUAUCCUUCAGAGUAGAGCUUGCUUUGUGCUUAGAAAUAAUAUGUUGAACUAUUUUGCAAUAUACUAUUUUAAAUCUAAAUUCUGUCACUUUGCUGCUUUUUUAAAAAAGUGUGGUAUUUCAAAUAUUGCUAGAGCUAUUUUCCUGAAAUACAUUUGCAAAAUAAGGCUGCUUUAUAAUCAAGGAAUAUUUUUAUUGAUUGAAGAAAAUGCACUGUGAUUCCAAAGUAAACUUAUUUUAUUAUAUAGAUUAUUUCUUAAAAACUAUUUAUAACUUAACAUGAAAUCCAUGACUACCCCACACUUGGGUGUCUAUAAUUCUUCCCGUUAAAUAUAAAUCACUGUAAGUUAGAAACAGUAAUGCCAACACUGAGGUCAAAGAACCAGUUCUCUGAAUAUUUAGAUUAGGAUUAUUAAAUCCAUAUAAUGUGUAUGUUUACAUAUGCUAUACAUACAAAUUAGGUGUUUUCAUUUGUGUUUUGCUUAAUAAAUGUCCUUCAAAAUUCACUUCUUGAGCAUUAAUAAAAAGGGAAGCUGUU
Messenger RNA from Cynocephalus volans (Philippine flying lemur), 4676 nucleotides. It is a transcript of the gene CLIP4, whose product is annotated as CAP-Gly domain containing linker protein family member 4. Gene Ontology annotation, molecular function: microtubule plus-end binding. Gene Ontology annotation, biological process: cytoplasmic microtubule organization. The coding region runs from base 681 to 2798 and encodes 705 amino acids. NCBI's taxonomy places the organism in Eukaryota, Metazoa, Chordata, Mammalia, Dermoptera, Cynocephalidae. The record is from RefSeq and is a predicted model, not a curated record. Gene Ontology annotation, cellular component: nucleus; cell cortex; microtubule plus-end. The transcript has 16 exons.